This is a messenger RNA of Wasmannia auropunctata (little fire ant), 2265 nucleotides long. Its product is annotated as thiamin pyrophosphokinase 1. Gene Ontology annotation, biological process: thiamine metabolic process; thiamine diphosphate biosynthetic process. NCBI's taxonomy places the organism in Eukaryota, Metazoa, Arthropoda, Insecta, Hymenoptera, Formicidae. The transcript has 5 exons. Bases 637 to 1485 code for a protein of 282 amino acids. Gene Ontology annotation, molecular function: thiamine binding; thiamine diphosphokinase activity; ATP binding. The record is from RefSeq and is a predicted model, not a curated record.
GUGUACAAACGUGCGAAACUUCAGCUCGGAGCGCACUUCGCGGAAUUUCGCGGUGUGGUCGCGUACCACGACAUUCGCGGAGAUAUCGGGCGCAAUUUUCGAGACGAUCGCGAUAACUGAUUCGAGACUGCCCGGAUCGGGAUCUCCACGACAUCCCCGCGGACCGUCCGCGCGCAAUUGCGAAAUGCCACCUCCGGCGGUGAGUGAAUGAGAUAAGCGCGCGAGCGAUAUAACUCCCGUUAUCACGCUCCGUUGGAACGUACGACGUAGUAAUGCGGCACGAGGUGGUCGGUCACGUAUUUCUCGCGACACACGAGGAGGAGGCACCUCGCGCGAGUGCACGUCCAAGUGCGACAUCGUGCGCCUCUCGACGAGUCUCGCGGGUGAACAGCGAGCCUGGGUGACGAUCGCGCGCGCGAGGAAUUCGCGAGGACGAAGUAGGGAGACGAAUCCUGAUCUCCUCUUCCCUCCCCGCGUCGCGUUUCGGACGAUUUUUCUCGCGCCAACACACUUGUGUUGGCCUCCACGGCGCGGAAGAACACACGUUCCGCGUUACGUAAACACCGCCGCGAUUUCCUGCGGUCUUAACCUUGACCACCUCCCCCCCUUCCCUUUGCUCGACGCUUUUCCACAGUGAUGGGACACGUCGCGUCGGAUCGCACGAUGCAGCAGGAGCCGGCGCCGUGUUCCUGCGGGACGACAACGUGGAGUCCGCUCGACGGGUUUCAGGGUGACGCGCGCUGCGAGUACGCGGUGAUCGUGCUGAAUCGUCCCAUACGCUGGAGGCGCGAGGUGCUGCUCCGGUUCUGGCAGAAAGCUCGAAUCACCGUCACCGUGGACGGCGGAACGCAGAGAUGGCUGAGGUAUCUGGAGGAGCAGAGGAUAGACGUGCUGAACGGCAGGAACGAGCUGUACGUGCCGGAUCUCAUCACGGGGGAUAUGGACAGCUGUUCGCCGCUCGUGAUCGAGAAGCUGCGCGGUAUAGGAUCCAUCGUCGUCGAGACGCCCGACCAGAAUCACACGGAUUACACCAAGGCGCUGCUGCAGGUCGCACACUACGCCAGGACGCGCAACAUAAAUUUAGGUGAAAUAUACGUACUUGCAGAAACGUCGGGCAGGUUCGAUCAUAUCAUCGGCAACGUCAACACCCUGUACAAAAGUGAGAAGCUCGUGGGAAAUAUACAGGUGAUACAAGUGGCGAGCAACUCUAUGACAUGGAUGCUGAAACCUGGUUUGCAUAGUAUACACAUACCAGAAAUCUUGGUACGGCAGAAAUCUUGGUGUGGCCUACUGCCGAUUGGUUGCCCGGUUAAUUGUAUCUCAACGACUGGCUUGAAAUGGAAUUUAACUAACACAACCAUGCAAUUCGGCGGUUUAGUGAGUACUUCAAAUACAUACGAAGAUUCUGAAGUGACUGUGAAUACAGAUACGCCGGUAAUUUGGACUAUGGGUAUAGAGCAUCUUCUAAGUGACGAAGAGUCGUAACGCAGUUAGUCCGCCAAUAGAUAAUAAUGCAGAUAAAUGAUGCAGAGACAUUUAGGUCAGACGUGCUAAAUAUUAGCCGCGUCUGGUGAGGUAUUUAAUACAUUUUUUUAUUUGAAUAGCGGUAAACUAGAUAUCCACAUAUAACUGAAGACAAUUUUAAGUUCAGUUUUACAUAAUUUUCUAUUGCUCAUUAUGGGAUCUUAUAAUAAUACGUAAUAAUGGGUUGAACUGGGUAUUUUUACUUAUUGCAUGCACGAGUCUCGUUUGAAAGUAGAGUUUACAUUUAGUAUGUAAAACAGAUUAGCCAAAAUUAAUAUUAGCAUAAAUUACGUACAGGAUUAUAUGAAUGGAACAUUGUAUUUAUAUCAGUUAGAAAUUUACGAAUUUCUUUUGCAAUUCCAUUUUACAAUUCAAACAAAGUGUUAUCAAAUUGAUUGAUGCUGCUGCUUAGCGAUAUUAGGUGCGUUAUCAGGCACUAAUUCUUAAAUACAGGUGUAAUGUGUUAGUCAUGUUACUGCGAGACGCAAUGAAAUAAACCUUGCAGUAACUAUACUGUUAUAUAUGCAUUCCAACGAUAUUAGUUAAAAAGAGCACAAAGUGUAAUUUAUAGUAUUGAGUUCCUAUUUUGUGUGUAAAACCAAAGCCAUGAUCAAGUUACAUGACAUGAAUACAUAUACGUAUGGAUGUAUUAGUUUAUCGAUCCCGAAACAGAUUAUAGUUUCAUAUUACACAAGCUCAUAUCCCUUCACUCAAAACUUGGAACUUUUUAAUCAAUCUUUU